This is a messenger RNA of Malaclemys terrapin pileata, 3634 nucleotides long. It is a transcript of the gene PRR14, whose product is annotated as proline rich 14. The coding region runs from base 405 to 2639 and encodes 744 amino acids. The transcript is spliced from 12 exons. The record is from RefSeq and is a predicted model, not a curated record. Lineage: Eukaryota; Metazoa; Chordata; Testudines; Emydidae.
UUGCUCCCAAGCUGGUGUCAGGUCACACCUGAGCUGCGCAGGGGCUCUCUGGUUACCGCUAGCAAUGGCUUUGGCUGCCUGCUAAUGCCCUGUAAUUAUUCUCCCAGCGGCUCCCUGCUCUGCUUGUCCAUUGUGAUCUCUGAGUCCUGCAUGGUGGGAAUGUGCCACCUCUGCAGCCCCUCCCCACAGCAUUGGGGAGAGCCCCCCUCCCCCACCCCACAUACACACACACCCCAGUCUGAUCCCCCAUGGCUCAGCCCUCUGCUAUUGUGGCCAUGCUGCCAACCCUAGGAUGCAGGAGAGGCGGCCACGCUGGAGGAUGAAUAGGCAGGAGGCUGUCCCGGGACGACCUCUGAACCCCUGAUCCCACGGGGCUGCCCCCUACAUCCCAGCUGGAGCCAGCCAUGGAGCACCCCGUGGCCAGAGGGACGCUGGCAGGGGGCGGCACCAGGCUGUCUGCCUCGGAGCGGAACAUCCGACGCCAGAGGCUCAUCGUGUACAGACCCUCCACUGAAAAGCAGAGCUCCCCCGCCCCCCGGGGGCCUGAGGAGAAGGCUCCCCCACUGUGCUGGCUGCCCCGGGGCAGGGCUGGGUCUCCUCAGGCAAGGCGCCAGUCGGAGAGGCUGCAGGGCAGACGGCAGCGGCUGCAGCAGGGGGUGCCUCAGUGGGGCCAGGGGGCGGAGCUGUGGCUGGUGGCCUCGCCCAUGGAGAGAGCCCGGCACAGGGUCCUGGCCAUUACCCUGGAGGAGUGUCUUGCCACCACACAAGGGGCUGUCUCCCAAAGGGGCAACUCCCCCUCAGCUCAUCCGGCCACCCCCUCCCUCCCAGGACACCCCCUCCCUGGGAAGGCCUUGCCCCCUCUUGGGAGCCCUCUGCCUGGUUCGGAUCGGACCCCUCGGCAUCAGGAGCCGGCCAUGGACAGACCCUCCCCCGAGGAGCACCGGUCUCCCAUCUGCCAGAGGCCUGAGAAUAAGGCCCCCGCAUCGUGCUGGCCGCCCCAGGGUACAGCCGGGUCCGAGUCAGAGCGGCUGCAGGGCAAGCGGUGGCUGCUGCGGCAGGGGGCGCUGCAGCAGAGCCGGGGGCCGGGGUCAUCUCCCUCCAUCGCCCAGCAGGGGAAGGAGCUGGUGACGUCGCCCAUGGAGAGGGCCCAGCAGCGCGUCCUGACUGUGGCACUGGAGGAGUGCCCCAUGGCAGCAGAUGCCAGCCUUCAGCAGGAAGAUCUGCUGAUGCCGUCGCCUCCUAGCACGGUUGAUCAGCUGACAGCAUCUUCCUCUUCCUCGGACCAGUGGGAGCAGUGCCCACAGCCAGCAGAUCCUGUCCCAGAAGAAGCCGAGCCACCUGGCAGCCUCCUGCCUUCCUCCUCCUCCGCCUGGCCUCCCCCGAUCUGUUCGCUGCUGCGCCCCCGGGCCACGGUCCCCCCCUUGCGGCACUGGGGCAUCGCCCCGCUCUUCCAGAGUGUCAAAUCCAAGCUGGAGACCUUCGCCGACAUCUUCCUGAGCCCGGUCAAGCCGCGCUUGCGCCCCCCGCCGUCUCCUCAGCCGGACGAGGGAGAGGGUGGGGGGCAGCCGGCGGAGCCUCUCCGCCCCGAGGAGGAGCCAGCGCAGAGCCGGAGCGGGCCAAGCCAGCAGGGGGCGCACAGCUCGCGCCAGGGGGUGAACAUCGAGGUGAAAAUUGCCAUCUCGCAGCCAGCUGAGAGGAGGGGCCCUGGCGAGGCCAAAGAUGAUAGGGAGGGGGACAGCAUUGUGAGCCGCCGACCCCCCAUCUGCCAGUGGCGCCUGAGCCCUGAGGAUCCCAGCCAGCCCCGCCUGGGCCGCAGCUACUCCUGCCCGGACUUCCCCUGGGCCAUGCCGUCCCCAUUGCCAGCGUCCGCCCCCUGCCCGCCUCGCCGGCGUCGUCACACGGUCUGCAGCCUGGAGGUGUCGCGGGAGUUGCUGCGGGGCCACCCCUCGCCCCCCAUCCUGCCCUGCCUGCGCAAGGAGGUCUUCCCCUUCCCGUCCCCGGCCUCCCGCCACCUGCUCAGCCCGGUGGUGUGCAUGACCCGCUGCGACGAGGCCCGUUCCUCCUGCCCGGGCCCACCCCACCACGAGGAGCCUGCCACUGCCCUGCUUUGCCCCAGGGACAGCUCCCAGUGCCCGGAGCAGGGGGACAGGGGCCAUGGCGUCACCACAGGCGGGAUUCUCCUGUCACACACAGAUGCCAAGUGCUCCCAGGAAGAGACCACAGGGAAAGUGUCCCGCUUCCGCAUCCGCAAGACCCCAGCCAAACAGCAAGCCAACCUCACGCCAAUGGGCCUGCCCCGGCCGGUCAGGUUGGACAAGAAGGAGUUCAGUUUGGAGGAGAUCUACACGAAUAAGAACUAUCGCACUCCCACUGAGAAGCGGACCUUCGAGACGAUCUUUGAGGAGCCUCGGGAGCGGAACGGGGCACUGGUGCUUACCAGCCAGCGCAAGCUGAAGCGCACCAUGGAAUUCCAGGACAGCAGCCUGCCCCGCAAGCAGCGCCGUGCCCGGCCCCGGGGGAGGCUGGCGGGGCGAGCACCAGGUGGGCGCCGGGCCCCACCCCAGCACCCUGACCUGGAGGAACUGCUGCGUCAGCGCCUGGCCGAGCUGGAUGCCCUGUUUGAAGCUGAUGGGGACUAGGGGGCGCUGUGCACUGUCCAGAUCCAUGGUGGGCAUUGAGCCAGAGACUGAGUGGCCCCUCUGUCCUUGGUAUUGCUCAUUGGCCUGGGCGAGCUCCCAGAAUCCUCUGGGAUCCUAGGAGAGUAGUUACCUCCCAGGAUACUCCCAGAAGCCUCAGCUCUUCCAGGGAGCAUCUCCCCUGGGGGUACACCCAGAAUGGUCUGCUAUUGGAUCCUCCUAGAGCCAUCGUGUCCUAUGGGGUACUCCCAGAAUCCUCUGCUCCCCUGGGGCUCCUGGACCCACGUCCAAGCAGAGAUCUCUCUGGGAGAGAGAUGUCCUAGUUCUACCCAGAAUCCUUUGCUGCCCAGGCAGAGUCAUCUCCUCCCUGAACCCUAGUUCCACCCAGAAUUGGCUGCUUCCCUGGGGGCAGCUCUUGGCUGCUCCCAGAUCUGCCUGAGCUGAGGCAGCCGUCCUGCAGCCAGUCGCCAAGCUGCCUCUGCCACUGCUCCCCGCACAGGCUCCAGGUCCAGUCCAGGAGCGGGGUGGGGGGGAUGAAUGUCCAGCAGGUGUGAUGAACCUUUCCAUUCUCAGCACUCAGUUGCCUACGCACAAAUCCUCCUGGUGCUUCCAUCCUCCAGGUGCCUCUGUCUACCGCCCCCCAGGGGCUGAGCAUACCAGGGGGCAGAUAGUUUAGUGUGGAGGGGGGGCAGUAUUAGCCAUUUUAGGAUCACCUCCCGCUGGGUUCCUGGGGGGCAAGUGGCCUUUGUCCAGUCGGGCUGGGAUAUAGGGCAGGAGAGGGGGCUUGUGGCAUCAGUUCCCUGUGUGCAUCAGGAGGAGGGCAUUUUCCCCUCUGAAGUGUGACUGCAGCCUCGGAGGCACUGGCAGGAGCCCUGGAUGGGCGGUGUCUCCUGGGCUGGGCCCCGUUGGGUCAGUCAGUGGAUAUUUGCUGGUUUUAUGUGUGUGGUUUUUUUUUUUGAGAUCUAUAUUUCUAUUAAACUUUUCAACAAAAACAUCCA